AUGAGCUACCUGGAUGAAGUUCCCUUCCGGAUGGCCAGGAGCCUUGACGGGGACUCGGGGGGAGAAAACACUUUAAUCACCGCCCCGGCUAUCGACCUCCCCGACUGCGCUGACAUCCUCAUGAGCACCAUGCACGACUUCUCGCUGGAAAGAAAAGUGCUUUACUGGGUCGAGGUGGCCUCUCAGCAGCAAACCUCCCGGCAUCGGGUCACCUCCGAAGUCAUCCCCACGGCGCCGCCGUGCUGGCUGCUGCUGGUGGACCCCACCGACAGCUACGGGGGGAGACCGCGGGAAGGGGCGGUACGGCGCUGCGUCAGCCUGAGCGCUGCCGAUGACAGCUACGGGCACGCCAAGGGCAGAGGUGCCUUGUCCGACACCGAGAGCGAGACCUGGCACUCGGACGAGGACGAGUACUCGGAGGACGACGAGUACUCCUCGACCUCCUGGGAAGAGAGCGACAAGGAUGAAAAGGUUUCCAGGAGGAGAAACACUGUGAGAAGUGUGGCUCUGCAUCCUGGCUUUUACCAGACCCGACCAAAGACAUCGCCUGGCUUGCUGGAGCCCUCGCCAGAGAACAGCAGCCACAACCCAGCCAGCCCAGACCCAAGCAAACAGGGAAGAUCCAUGUUGAUAUUUAACAACAUGAAGAACGAGCUGGAAGCGGCCAGGAGGAAGCUGGCUGCUUUGGUGCAUCCUUUGAACAGAGCCUUCGCAGAGAGCAGAGGGGUCCCGGUGCCACAGCCGCUCCCCCAGCGCCCCUGCACCGGCCGCAGCAUCAAGUACGGGCCAGCCCCGGGCGUGUCCCAGCUGGGGACCUUGGUGCCGGCUCCUCCAGCCACGGCCGUGCCAAUCCCCCCGAUCAAACGGCAUAAGCCCACGGUGCCGUCCCUCAGCCCCUACGCCUGCCUUCCCCCUGCCUCCACAUCCCAGCCGGAUUCAGCGGCUGACCUGCUUUCGGCGCUGAGCCAAGAGGAGCGAGACCUCAUCGAACCCGUUAUAGCCUUGGGCUAUCCCACCCACAAAGCCAUCCUCACCCUGCAGAAGACUGGAAGGCAAAGCUUAAGUCAGUUCCUGAGCUACCUGGCUGCCUGUGACCGGCUGCUGAAGCAGGGCUAUGAGGAAGGGCAGGUGGAAGAGGCCAUGGAAAUGUUCCAGUACUCGGAGAAAAAGGCAGCUGAAUUCUUGCAUUUGUUAGCUCAGUUUAACGAUAUGGGUUUCCAGCAAAAUGAAAUCAAAGAAGUUCUUCUGCUUUGUGGGAAUCAGAGGGAGAAGGCACUGGAAGAGCUCGUGAUGAAAGCCCAGUGA
This is a messenger RNA of Pygoscelis adeliae (Adelie penguin), 1305 nucleotides long. RefSeq names its product ubiquitin associated protein 1-like (gene UBAP1L). Gene Ontology annotation, biological process: ubiquitin-dependent protein catabolic process via the multivesicular body sorting pathway. Lineage: Eukaryota; Metazoa; Chordata; Aves; Sphenisciformes; Spheniscidae. The record is from RefSeq and is a predicted model, not a curated record. Gene Ontology annotation, molecular function: ubiquitin binding. The transcript is spliced from 6 exons. Gene Ontology annotation, cellular component: ESCRT I complex. The coding region runs from base 1 to 1305 and encodes 434 amino acids.